Messenger RNA from Epinephelus lanceolatus (giant grouper), 2980 nucleotides. RefSeq names its product sphingosine-1-phosphate phosphatase 1b (gene sgpp1b). The record is from RefSeq and is a predicted model, not a curated record. Gene Ontology annotation, cellular component: endoplasmic reticulum membrane. Gene Ontology annotation, molecular function: sphingosine-1-phosphate phosphatase activity. Gene Ontology annotation, biological process: sphingosine metabolic process. NCBI's taxonomy places the organism in Eukaryota, Metazoa, Chordata, Actinopteri, Perciformes, Serranidae.
UUCAGGAUGUACUACAGAUAGCGGGUCUCUGAACUCAUCCCGACGCCGCCGAACAAGAACCAACCGAUCCGCCCGGUGUGUCCGUUAUCUUCUCAACGGAAACACAAUUGAGUUUACUUAUAAAUAAUAACUCCACCCGCCGUUAUAAGUUGUUGUAGUUUAAAAACAGUUCGGGGUUCACUCUGCUGUGAUGCACGGGAUUGUAGCUAGCUAACGUUAGCCGGAGCGAGCUAGCGUCCAUCGUCCAGUGUUCGGGGGGGAAAGUAGCGGAGUCCGUGUUCCUUCUUUCAGCCGUGUGGGGGGUGAAUACACCGGGGUAAGCAUGGAGAAAAGUAACCGCUUUGUAGAACUGUACCACUAUCUCCAAGACCCCCACCUUGUCGCCCGCUUUCAGCGCUUCUGUGGUGUACACGGGACGUUUUCGAGAACCGUCUGUGCGGCGGGUAUCAGCGCGGAAGCGGACCGGACUCACUCGCAGAACAACGGGGCUUGCCAUCAUCACGUCGCCGCCGGGGGAAAUGAUAGUGAGAAGUCGGCUGGUGUCGGAGCAGGGGAAGGGGAGAAAGUGCAAACAGCAGCAGCGGGUGUACGGAAGAGGGGUAUUGAUUCAAACGUGGCGACAAAGAGAGGGGAGGAAAGUGAGAGUCCUCCCCAGAAUGGAGCAGUUGUGUCCGGGGCGACCGCCGGGGGAGAGACGUUUGGUGCGGGGAGUAACAACUGUCGCAGCCUCGACGGGGAGCCAGAGGAGCAGGGCGGUAAAGCCCCGGGUCCAUCAGGGAGCAGCACGGUGAAACCCCUCCGCAAAAACUCUCUAACAGGCGAUGCCGGGCAGGAGUUCCUCAUCGGGAACCGGUUCCUGUACUACAUGUUCACUUUCGGGACCGAGCUGGGCAACGAGCUCUUCUACAUCACCUUCUUCCCCUUCGUCAUCUGGAACAUGGACGCCUUCGUGGGCAGGAGGCUGAUCAUGGUGUGGGUCUGGGUCAUGUACCUGGGGCAGUGCACUAAGGAUGUGAUCGGGUGGUCGCGACCCGCCUCACCACCUGUGGUCAAAGUGGAGAUGUUUUACAACUCUGAGUACAGCAUGCCGUCCACACACGCCAUGUCGGGCACCGCCAUCCCUUUCUCCCUGUUCUUCAUGACCUACGGCCGGUGGGAGUACCCGUUCACACUGGGCUUCAGCUUGGCUCUCUGCUGGUGUCUGCUGGUCUGUGUCAGCCGAAUCUACAUGGGAAUGCACUCAGUCCUGGACGUCAUCGCUGGCUUCCUCUACAGCAGCCUGAUCCUGCUCUUCUUCCUGCCGGCGCUGGACCUGAUCGACGGCUUCAACCUGACUUGCCGCUACGCUCCGCUCAUCAUCAUCUCCCUCCACCUGGGCCUGGGCCUUUUCUCCUUCACCCUGGACACGUGGAGCACCUCACGGGGCGACACUGCUCAAAUCCUGGGCACAGGUGCCGGCGUGGCCCUCGCCUCCCACGUCAACUACUACCUGGGUCUGAUGCCAGACCCGACAGCGGACCAGCUCCCCUUCACCAUGUCCACCCUCAGCGCUGGCUUGGUGGGUGUCACCUUGCUGCGACUGGUUCUGGGCGUGCUGGUGCUGAUGGCCACGCGGGCGCUGAUGAAGGCCAUCACUAUCCCGGCGGUGUGCUGGGUGUUCAGGGUGCCCAGCACAGACGUGAGGAAGGCCAGGCAGCACAUGGAGGUGGAGCUGCCUUACCGCUACAUCGUUUAUGGAGCGGUGGGCUUCAACGUGCUCUUCUUGGUGCCGCUGCUCUUCAGCUACACUCAGCUCUCCUGAUUUCAGUCAGUCGCUGGCUUGAAAACAGUAAAGUGAUUGACUUAUGUUCACCGAAUGCUGUUAUCAGAUCAUAUUUCACACCCAGAACCCGUUUCUUUCCUCCUCUGGGUUCAACUAAGGUGAAUUAAAGCCUAAAAGCUGAUCUGGAUGCUGACAUGUUAUCAGUUUCUCAGUCUCUCCCAUCGUUGCCUCAGGUUUCCUUCAGGUAGGAUGAACCAGGAGCAGCUGGGAAGUCUUGUAAAUUUGGCUUUGACUGUUAUCAGUUCUACCUGUGGCGAGUGAUAUCUCUCUUUUCUGUUGUUUUAGAUUUAUUUAAAAUCAAAUCAAAUGGCUCCUGCUGAUCCCAGGACGCACUGGAUCAGAGCCAAACAUCCACUCCUCCUGCACCAGCUUAAUUCUUACUAAACAGUGGCCUCUGAAAGACUGAAAACGCCACUGAGCGCUACUGAGAAAUAACCUGUGUCUUAGUAUUCACAUUAUUUUCAAUGCUAUAAUUAUUAUUAAGAGUUUAGACAAAGAGCCACACAAGUACGUUUAUGAAAGACUGAAAUUUUCCUAGCAUUUGCAACAUAUCAGUGUUACGUGCACCUGAAUGCAAAGUAAGGAUUCAGCAGCAAAUUCACAAAAUGCUGUCAGUCUUUAACCAGGUGAAAAGUGUUUAGAAAUUCAUUUAAAACCUGGUGGACGUGAAGAGCUGCAACUUUCACCCUUGUUUAAGCAAUAAAAAUGUCUUGUCUAGUCCAAGCUGCAGCCCUGAUACCUUAAGACCUUCAGCUGAAAUCAUAUAAAUAGACAAAUCCGCGCAUUUAGAGAAUAUUUGAAGCUUUUGGGUGAAAAAUGAUGAUUAAUUCAGUAUUUAAAUAGUUGCAGAAACAUUGUUUGCUGACUGAUUGUUUCCACUCAAGUUGGGUGUUUAAAGUUUGUGUGGUUCUUUGUCAGGAAGCUUCUUAAUAAUGAAUAGUUAAUCUUCCUCUCGUCCUCUAAGCUGUCUCACUUCUCAAAGCAAUAAGAUUUUAUAUUUCCUUAUUCCUGUCUCAGAGUUUAUCCUGAUGGAGACUGAUUUCUACUUCACUUGUGGACCUGUGGAGUGGACACGCCUGUGGUUUCAAGUUCUUGAACUCAUUUUUGAGGUGUUUAAUUGCAGGUGUACAGUAUUUCCUUAAAGGGCUCUCCCCACUC